GCUGGUCUUAGAUGUGCCUCAUCCGGUUUCCCCUUAGUGAUUAAACUGGGAGAGGAGGAAGCUGUAGUAAUAGCAACAACGAAAUAGUAGGCGACGCAGCCCUGUGAGGGCCGAGCGAGGUCGCCUCGGGAGGGCGACAGGAGGAAACGCCCCCUGGCCUUCCUCCUCGGCACCGAGGAGGGGGUCGAGUGCCGCCGCCCAGGCCUGCCUCGACUGAUUUGUAAAUGCCUAGCAAGCAGGUAGCCAAGAAUGAAGAAAGCAAGCCGGACUGUUGGUUCAGCGGCCAGAGUCCCAGGGAUAAGUAAAAUACAGACAGUAGAAAAAGUUAAACCAGAAAACGGUUCUGCAGUAUCUGUAGUAGCAAAGCUUUCAAAAACUGGGACAGCAGCACCAUUAUUGAAGACAAAGAGCAACGAUGAUCUUUUAGCUGGGAUGGCUGGUGGGGUUACUAUGAGCAACGGUGUGAAGGGAAAGAAGAGUACUUGCACUUCCUCAGCACCUCCCACUACAGGGACCAUGAUGAACAACUUGGAGAGCAAACCCAAACCCAUUACAGGUACAAGUUCUAUAGCUAAACGUAACACUUCAUCUGGAAAUAAGGAAUCUAGCUCUUCUCGGGAAAGAAUUCGUGACCGUUCUCGGCUGACCCAAAACAAAAAACUGCCCUUAACAGGACAGACAAGCAACGAUACAAUCCUUGCAAAGCGCUCUCGUAGCCGUACUAACCCAGACUCUGAUGUUCGAAUGAGCAAGUCUAAAUCAGACAAUCAAAUCAGUGACAAAGCUGUUCUAGAAGCAAAAGUUAAAGAUCUUUUGACUUUAGCCAAAACAAAAGAUGUCGAGAUCUUGCACCUGAGGAGUGAGCUCAGAGAAAUGCGCUCUCAGCUAGGCCUUAAUGAAGAUCAUUAUGAGGGAGAUGAAAAAUGUGAAGAAAAAGAACCCAUUGUUGUCCACCAGCCAACUGAUGUAGAAUCCACGUUACUGCAGUUGCAAGAACAAAACUCUGCCAUCCGGGAAGAACUCAACCAGCUGAAAAAUGAGAAUCGAAUGUUGAAGGAUAGGUUAAAUGCUUUAGGGUUUUCUCUGGAGCAAAGGCUGGAUAACACUGAGAAACUAUUUAGCUACCAGUCCUUGAGCCCUGAAAUCGCAGCUGGAAACCACAGUGAUGGUGGGGGCACACUUACUUCCUCAGUGGAAGGUUCUGCCCCUGGUUCAGUAGAAGAUCUUUUGAGUCAGGAUGAGAAUACAUUAAUGGACAAUCAACAUAGUAACUCCAUGGAUAAUUUGGACAGUGAGUGCAGUGAAGUUUAUCAGCCGCUCACUUCAAGUGAUGAUGCCUUAGAUGCUCCGUCAUCAUCGGAGUCCGAGGGUGUGCCAAGUAUAGAAAGAUCAAGGAAAGGGAGCAGUGGCAAUGCCAGUGAAGUAUCUGUGGCUUGUUUGACGGAACGGAUACAUCAGAUGGAAGAGAACCAGCAUAGCACAGCUGAAGAACUUCAAGCAACUCUUCAGGAACUUGCAGACUUGCAACAAAUUACUCAAGAAUUGAACAGUGAGAAUGAAAGGCUUGGAGAAGAAAAGGUUAUUCUUAUGGAAUCCUUGUGCCAGCAGAGUGACAAGUUAGAACACUUCAGUCGACAGAUGGAAUAUUUCCGAUCACUUUUAGAUGAGCAUCAUAUUUCUUACGUUAUUGAUGAAGACAUGAAAAGUGGGCGAUAUAUGGAACUAGAGCAACGUUACAUGGACCUUGCAGAGAAUGCACGGUUUGAAAGAGAGCAGCUCCUUGGUGUCCAGCAACAUCUGAGCAACACUCUGAAAAUGGCAGAACAAGAUAACAAGGAAGCCCAGGAGAUGAUAGGGGCACUGAAGGAACGGAAUCACCAUAUGGAACGAAUUAUUGAGUCAGAACAGAAGAGCAAGAACACUCUAGCAGCCACCUUGGAUGAGUACAAAGCCACAGUAGCUAGUGAUCAGAUUGAGAUGAACAGGCUGAAAGCUCAGUUGGAGCAUGAAAAACAGAAGGUAGCUGAACUAUAUUCCAUACACAACUCUGGUGACAAAUCGGAUAUACAAGAUUUACUAGAAAGUGUCAGGCUUGACAAGGAAAAAGCAGAGACAUUAGCCAGUAGCCUGCAAGAGGAGCUCGCUCAUACACGCAAUGAUGCCAAUCGCCUGCAAGACACUAUUGCAAAGAUAGAAGAUGAAUAUAGAGCUUUCCAAGAAGAAGCUAAGAAGCAAAUUCAGGAUCUGAAUAUGACUUUAGAAAAACUUCGGGCAGAGCUGGAAGAAAAAGAAACAGAAAGGAGUGACAUGAAGGAAACCAUAUUUGAAUUGGAAGAUGAAGUAGAGCAGCAUCGAGCUGUAAAACUCCACGACAAUCUCAUUAUAUCAGACUUGGAGAAUACUGUAAAAAAGCUUCAAGACCAAAAGCAUGACAUGGAAAGGGAGAUCAAAACUCUGCAUAGGCGGCUCAGGGAGGAGUCUGCUGAAUGGCGGCAGUUCCAAGCUGAUCUACAGACUGCUGUGGUCAUAGCAAAUGAUAUAAAGUCUGAGGCUCAGGAAGAAAUCGGGGACCUAAAGCGUAGGCUGCAUGAAACUCAAGAGAAGAAUGAGAAGCUAACAAAAGAGUUGGAAGAAAUAAAAUCACGCAAGCAGGAGGAAGAGCGUGGUCGUGUUUACAACUACAUGAAUGCUGUUGAAAGGGACUUAGCUGCUCUGAGGCAAGGAAUGGGGUUGAGUCGCAGGUCAUCCACUUCUUCAGAACCAACACCCACUGUAAAAACGCUCAUCAAAUCCUUUGAUAGUGCCUCUCAAGUUCCUAGUCCUGCUGCAACUACAAUUCCUCGUACCCCGCUGAGCCCAAGUCCUCUGAAGACCCCUCCUGCAGCUGCAGUAUCUCCAAUGCAGAGACAUUCCAUAAGUGGACCAAUAUCUGCUUCUAAACCCCUCUCAACUCUGUCAGACAAAAGACCAAGUUAUGCAGAAAUCCCUGUCCAAGAUCAUCUGCUGAGAACUUCCUCUACCAGCAGACCAGCUUCUUUGCCAAGAGUGCCUGCCAUGGAAAGUGCCAAAUGUAUUUCUGUGUCUAGGCGAAGCAGUGAAGAAAUCAAGAGGGACAUUACGGCUCCUGAUGGAGCAACUCCAGCUUCUCUCAUGGCCAUUGGGACCACUUCACCACAGCUGUCACUCUCAUCUUCACCUACAGCGUCUGUCACCCCUACAACACGUAAUAGAAUAAGAGAAGAAAGGAAAGACCCUUUGUCUGCUCUGGCAAGAGAAUAUGGAGGCUCCAAGAGGAAUGCUUUAUUGAAAUGGUGCCAGAAGAAGACAGAAGGCUAUCAGAAUAUUGACAUCACAAACUUCAGCAGCAGUUGGAAUGAUGGAUUGGCUUUUUGUGCUGUUCUCCAUACUUACCUCCCAGCUCACAUUCCCUAUCAAGAGCUGAACAGUCAGGAUAAGAGGAGAAAUUUCACUCUGGCUUUCCAGGCAGCAGAAAGUGUUGGCAUCAAAUCCACAUUGGAUAUUAACGAGAUGGUACGAACGGAGCGUCCGGACUGGCAAAAUGUCAUGCUGUAUGUUACAGCAAUUUACAAAUACUUUGAAACCUGAGAGUCUGAAUAACAAAGAGGAACAUUAGGCAAAGCCAAAAUCCAACUUGAUACGGUAAUCUCGACUGGCACAGGCCACAUCCCUUGGCCUCCAAUGAAACUCCUACAGACUAUUUUGAGUGGCUUUUGUGAACAAGGUUUUGUUACAGUGCUUGGGGGAAACCCAAACAGCUAAACUAGCCAGAUUAAAUUAUUAGCCCCAAAAGCCUGAACUUUAAGAACAGCCUUGUAUAGACCUCAAGUUUUCAUACUUUUAAGGAAGAGGAGUGAACUGAAUGGAUGCCACAGAAUACACAAGAUUUAAAUGGACAGCAGAAAUUAAGAGAUCUGUAUGAUUGAAUUUCUAAUACCUUUCUCCACAGAACACCCCAAAAGGUUGGAUGAAUCAUCUGCUUGUAGCACCCCAAGUAUGGGAACGAGUUACUUAUAGUCUAGUUAUUGCCUUAUAUCUCCACCUCUGCCAAGUACACAACUUCUAUAGGAAGUAAGAGGUUUGGUGUGUGAGUGUGUGUGUGUCCCCACAUCAAGCUCCACCUGACUGAAGAAUGGUGUCGUUUCUGAACUGAGACUGGCCCAGUGAAAAAGCUAUUCAUUGUAAGGAUACGUGUUUAAGCCUACCUCUGCUCUCCAAUAACAUGGCUUCCAACUUUAUUACUGGAUUAACUCCAGCAUUAGCACACACAAUUCCCAACUUUGAGGACACUACCCUAUUUUUUUUCUCCUAAAGGAAUUUUCUUGGUGUGGAUUUUACUUUCUUUUUCCCACCUGCAGACUUCCUAGCAUAUUUGGCAAGUGGAACUUUUCCUUUGAAGAAAUUCUGAUGAUGUAUUAUUAAAAGAGUUGGAAAAAUUGUUUUAGUCAUUGGAUAAGGGUAUGCUCCUUUUAAAAAAGAACUUUCAGUAGUUAGCAAUAAUAGUUCCUUGCCUCUGUGCCCAGCUAGCUUUGCAGUGUGUUCUGAUCUGUGCAUCCACCAAGAGCUGCUGCUGCAUAUCCUGGGUCUAUUUAAAAGGAGUUUCAAUGAUUUUCCCCACGUAGGCUUUCUUGAAAUGAAUAGUGCUUUCCCAAAAGCAGUACUUGGUAGGCUGUACUUCUUAGACUAAACUUGCUUUUAUGUCAUAUUAACAGUGCCAUCCUAAGUGGAGGCCCACCCUUCUAAGCCCCUUGAUUUCUACAGGGUGGAGCUCCACUUAGGAUGGCACUAUAAAGCUGAUAGGGAAAGAAAAUUGCAAAACUUACCUUGAUUCUUGUAUUAUGUUGUUGAAUACACCUAGCAAAAUUCUCUGGGUGAAAACUAUUCAUGCAAGUGCCUUACUUGCCCUGAGUUAAGAGAAGCUGCAGCUCCAGGGCACUGCAUGCACAGAAGGCCUACCAAUUCCUAAGGCACCUAGUUGCAGUAGUGGGACUUGGAUGAAGGGCUGCUGCGAUUCUAUCCUUCAGAAGUUAUGAAGGUUUCUGCUCCUACCAUGGAGCAGUUCAGUCACUGUGGAGAACCCAGAAUUGUCAUUGCUGGGGUUUUGUUUGUUUGCUAAUGAACUCUGUUAGCCUUUGUUUAUAAAUGUACUUAGCUGUUUUCUACUCAGCAGGCCAAUAAUUUUGCAAUUAUUUCUGUAUACCUGGAACUCCUAAAGGACACUUUGAAUGACAUAGGUGUGUAAAUUCAAGAAUGUAAUCCAGAUCCCAGGCUAGUUGCCAAAGGACCCCCAGGGCAGGGUACAGAUGCCAGAACAGCAUCUUGAGGCAGGCCAGAACAAGCUCUGGAGAUCAUAGCCAGAGUCAGUUUCAUUGUACCUCCAGUAAAAGCUCCAUUAUGAAUACAGUUUACAGUACGAGGAAUAUGGCAAAACUUGUUCAGGGCUGUAAAAUGCCUUUCCAGGGCAACUCUUUUUCCCAGUUACGUUUCUCUUCCUUUCAAAUCUGUAGCUAAAGUACCUAAAAGACUAGCCUGCAAGUAAACAGGGUUGAUGUUUCCCAAUGAGGGGAGUUAUAUUUCAAAAACCUUUUUUAUCCCACCCCAAAAAUGUAAAUGGAACUUGCCCUUUUACAGUUUUCCCUUUUUGUUCAAUCCUAAAACUAGACACUACAACACCAUAAUUUUAUUACUGAGUUCCUGCUUUCUCAUUGCUACGGUACUAAGGGUGUGCACCAUUUAGUUGCCAAUGAACUGACAGUGUCUUGCUCCACAGUGAUGCUUCUUUAUUUAUUGCAUUGUAAUUGAAGAAAUACAAGAGCCCUCUUCCGUUUACAUCCAGUUACUGAGCUUGAGCUCAUUGGUAAUAAGACCGGUUUUGAGCAGAAUCCUAUAUAUAUAGACUCAUUGACUUAACUUAAAGUGCAAGUUAAAGCACAUGGACUUGGUUAAAAAGGCAGCUUCAUUAUGAAGGAAGUGAGGAGGAAACAGGUGAUCAUAUUGGUUUGGAAGUUGGUGUAUGAAGCAAAACUAAUGGUAGGUUGCUUCCUUGCACUGAUUAUCUGAAACUUUUUGUGGUGUGAAGUCUGAACUGUAGAGAAAUCAUGUCAGAGAAGUCAGAGAAAUAAAUGACUUUACCAAGAGAAACUCUCAGAGGGAUGAAAUGAUUUUUUAAAAUUCCUCCCGAAAGCAGAAGAUGGGCUCAAGAAGAAAAUCUUUGCUCUUGGUUUGAUGCUUAUCUAUAGAACUUGAAAAGGCAUUACUCAGCUCAUCACCUUAAAAAGACCAAUUAAAUUACACUUUACUGUAAAAUGCAUUCUUGCUGUUUUCAGUUUUGUUCUAUUAAAU
Eublepharis macularius is the source of this 6360-nucleotide messenger RNA. RefSeq names its product sperm antigen with calponin homology and coiled-coil domains 1 like (gene SPECC1L). The record is from RefSeq and is a predicted model, not a curated record. The transcript is spliced from 16 exons. Gene Ontology annotation, biological process: actin cytoskeleton organization. Gene Ontology annotation, cellular component: filamentous actin; microtubule organizing center. Gene Ontology annotation, molecular function: protein binding. The coding region runs from base 250 to 3606 and encodes 1118 amino acids. NCBI's taxonomy places the organism in Eukaryota, Metazoa, Chordata, Lepidosauria, Squamata, Eublepharidae.